Molecule: messenger RNA, 520 nt
Organism: Rotaria sp. Silwood2
Lineage: Eukaryota; Metazoa; Rotifera; Eurotatoria; Philodinida; Philodinidae
Source: the annotation of a GenBank genome assembly
AAAUUGCAAAAGCUGGUGGAGCAAGUGAUGAUCGAAGACGAUCGACAACUAUUCGACCUUGUUUGACAUUAGAUGAUUUAAGAGAAAAAAUUAAACAACGAGGUUAUGAUAUUAAAAGAACAACACUUUAUUAUCGACUGUUACCUCAUCGUGCAUCAUCAAGAGAUGGUCGCCGUCAUGUUUAUACUGCUCCAGUUCGUCUUCGUCGUGUUCAAAAUGAUGAUCAUGGAAGACAUGAAGAUGGUCACUUUGCUACAGCAACAAUACUUCCAUUAGGUUUACCUGCAGCUAAAAUUCAAGCAUCAAUGGUAAUGCAGUUGGAUUACCGAAUACGUUUACCAGAUCAUGAUUGGAUAGUUGCACCUCGACAUCAAUUAAUACAAAGUGUAUAUGCAGCAUGUCUUUUAUCUGAAGAUGGAGAUUUAGGUUAUUCAGGUCCAACAUAUAUAGCCAUACGUUCAGCUAAACAUGAUCUAUCAACUGCUGCUUCUCAUGCAUUAGAUUUUGAUCGUCUUGUUUG